This is a messenger RNA of Diachasmimorpha longicaudata, 5086 nucleotides long. Its product is annotated as high-affinity choline transporter 1-like. Gene Ontology annotation, cellular component: plasma membrane. The transcript has 13 exons. Gene Ontology annotation, molecular function: choline:sodium symporter activity. NCBI's taxonomy places the organism in Eukaryota, Metazoa, Arthropoda, Insecta, Hymenoptera, Braconidae. Gene Ontology annotation, biological process: acetylcholine biosynthetic process; choline transport; transmembrane transport. The record is from RefSeq and is a predicted model, not a curated record. Bases 694 to 3351 code for a protein of 885 amino acids.
UACUGGCAUUCAGUCGCACGCCCGUAUGUCUAGUGCAACAAUCCCAUCUUGUUAUAGAUAUUCUGUAAACAAUAUUAUCGUAGUUGUUUAGUAUUAACAGUUUAAUGAAAUAUAGUAAAUUAGAAGCGGUGAUGACGGCUAUUUAGCAUGACGACCUGAGACACUUGGGGACUCCAAUAGGAGUCUGGAGCCGAUCAAGCAUGAGGACCAGGAUGAACGGAACUAAUCGAUUGAUUUUCACAUCCUCUUGCACGAGAUACUCCAAGUACCAAGGCCAGCAUGUGGAACAGACAGAUUCAUUCUGACCCGUGAACUUUCCGGGUGGAAGGGGGUGGUCGAGAGUAAUCCACACUCGGAAAUAGUUCACUUGCAUUUAUCGUCGAGAGAAUGACAGAAAUAGUGUCAGGUACGAAAGCCAUUAGAGGAUAGAGGUGGAAAACAAAAUAAAAAAAUUAUCAAUGUUGAGAGAGUUUGAACUUUCAGGUGAGGAUGAGGCUGGGUCGUGACCUGACCCCACUUGUCAUUCAACUGCAAUGGCUGCCUUGAAUAUUGUUAAUAUCAUCUAAUGAUAGUUAUGUCGUCGUUGAGAUAUUAAAUACAAAAAUCUUUGCGCGAGAAUUUUCAAAGUAAUGAUUGGAAGAUAGGCCUUCGAUGGAAUUAUCUUGGAGGACCUAAGAAGGUGGAUUUAUCGAGAUGGGGCUUUACGCGGCUGGGGUUGCCGGGAUAGGUGUUUUUUACACUGCUGUCCUGAGUAUUAGUGUCUGGGCGGCAGCCUCGAAGCGUAAAAAAGUCCAAGGAAAAUCCCUGGAUGACUUGAUCCUCGCCAACCGCGGUCUCGGCCUGCUACUGGGAACCUUUACACUCGUUGCGACAUGGGUCGGGGGUGUAUUCGUUCACGGCACGGCGGAAUCAAUGUUCACCAGGGGUUUGGUGUGGUGCCAGGUUCCAAUUGGCUACAGCCUCAGCCUCCUCUUGGGUGGCCUCAUCUUCGUGAAACCCAUGAGAAAAGCCGAAUACGUGACUAUGCUCGAUCCAUUUCAACAGAGAUACGGUGCAAAGCUCGGUGGUUUACUCUUUCUUCCAGCAGUCAUCGGUGAUAUUUUAUGGUCGGCUGCUGUGCUCAAGGCACUCGCCAAUACUCUCAGUGUUGUCGCCGGGAUUGAGGCGAAAUUCAGUGUCGGCACUUCUGCUUUAAUGCUGCUCGUGUACACAAUUUUUGGUGGUCUAUACACCCCGGCGUCAGCAGAUGCUCUCCAGUUGGCCUGUAUAACGCUUGGUUUGGCAAUUAGCACUCCAUACGCAAUGUUGAACCCAGUGGUGUCGUUAGAGAGAAACUUGGGGCGAAAAGAUUGGCUGGGUGAAGUGCAAACUAGAGAUCUGGCUGAGUGGAUAGACGGAAUGUUUCUUCUAAUGUUCGGUGGCAUACCCUGGCAGAGUUUUUUCCAACGCAUUGCCAAUAUAAAAACCAUCUCCCUGGCAAAAACCGCUUCAGUGAGUUCAAUGAUCUGCUGCCUGGUAGUAGCCCUUCCCUCAGCAAUAAUUGGACUAGUAGCGAGAGGUACAGACUGGUCCCUCAUUGAUGGAUUCAAUCGGACAAUGACAUUUCCCAGUCUCGACGGUGGUUCAAUUUUCCCAAUUGUCUUGAAGCACCUGACACCUCAAUGGGUUGCAUUUGUCGGUUUGGGUACAAUAUCAGUGACUAUUCUCGCUUCAGCAAAUUCCAGUGUACUCUCCAGCAGCAGUAUGUUCACCAGGAACAUUUACAUAAUGGCAAUUAGACCGAAGGCUUCUGAGAGAGAAAUUGGAUGGGUUCUGCGAAUUACUUUGCUCAUGGUAACGGGGGUUGCUGCCGGGGUGGCUCUGAUGGCCAGAAGUGUCUAUUAUCUUUCAUUUUUAUCGUCAGAUCUGGUUUACGUCGUUCUCUUCCCACAACUGUUGGCGGUCCUCCAUUGGCCCUCGUACGUAGACGCCUACGGAUGUCUUGCCGGCUACCUAAUAUCUCUGUGUCUGCGAAUCGGGGGUGGAGAGGCUACCCUGGCACUUCCACCCCUCAUCAAAUAUCCCUAUUUCGAUCCGAGAACCCAGAGCCAAAAAUUUCCAUUCAGAACUACUGCCAUGUUAUCCGCAAUCGUGGGGUCAUUACUCGUAAGCUCAAUUACGCGAGGCCUCUUCGGAGGAGGUAGAGAUACUUGUCCCAGAUGUUGUGACUUCCUGGGGAUCUACACCAGCAGCAAAUCAAAGGAGCAGGGCGUCGCUCAGAGCAGCUCUGGAGCUGCUCUUCUACUCAUAGAUUCGGCAAUGCACGAGAGCUCAGCGGGAAGAGACUCGACAGACAGUCAGGACGAUACAGAUCGACCCAGUUACGAGGAUUCUCACUCUGAAGAAACCAAUACCCACUACGGUAGCUUCACUGAACGGCCGGAUUUUACAUUGAGACGUGGCAUGAGUGUCCACAAUACCCCAAUAUCGCGAAUGAACCGGCCCUUUCCGAAGAAUGUUACUCAGACACCAGGUCGUAACAGGGUCCAGCAUUCCCAGCAUUCACAGCUCAAUAACGUUGACGGUCAAAUACUCGGUGUAAGAAAUUUAACAGCUACACCACUUGGCCAAGUGCUGAUGUCAAACGAGGCACAAACCAAUGCCAUCAGACUCACCAAUACCAAUGCAGUAUGUGCAACACCAUCGCAAACUUGUAAUCAUACUUACGGGAAAUUGACGAACAUCGAGAAGGCCAGGGAAAUUGAACGAAUUGCUGAUAGAAGUUCAUUGGAGCUCAAUCUCAAUCUGAACCUCAAUGUGCAGGAGACACCUGGGGGAAUUGUGAAGAAGAAUGUCGUCGGUGUUAAACUCGUUGGAAUGGAUGGACCGACUCCUUUGAGGAGACCAUCUCACGGCACGUUUUCACCGACCCCCUCAGUGGAGCUGGUUCACAUUCUAGAUCGUCGUCAGAGUGGUGGGUCAUACGGUCCUACCUCGUUAUCCCCCGUUCCCGGACUGGAAGCUUGUAAAAUUCAUGGAACUGCUGUCGGUGGUUCCGGAAAUGAGCACUGCAGGAUAAAACGAGGGAUCGUUAGACACCACAGUUUCAACGAGACGGGAGAUAGAGCCCUGACGACAUUAGCGAGGCAGCCUGCGUAUCCCUCGAUGCCUCUAAGAACCGAUGAGUGCAGAAUGACCCUGAAGAAGGAGAAGAAAGCCAACGGAACGAUAGCUCGACACUCUUCAGUUGCCGACGAUAAAGGAUUCUGCGGAAGGGGAUUAGUUCUCAGUCCCACGUAUAGUAUGUAUGGAUCUGCUGUCACCAGUGGGAAUUACUUUGUUAGUGAUGAUGAGGCUAUUAGUAGAUUUUAAUUACAUCGAAGUCAUAAUAUUGAUGCUCAUCCCGCCCCUCAAGGGUUCACUGUUAGGAAAUUAUGCCGGAAAUUCAAGGAAAAUAUCCUGACAAUUUGUAGUAAAUGACAAAUUGAGGUAACAUUUUAUUACUAAAGACCCAAUGGAUUUAUAUUUAUUCGAUGUUUAAUUAUUGGUAGAUCAUGAUGAUGAUAGUGAUGAUCAUUCAGAUCCGCAUUUAUUUUUACAUUUUUCAUUUAUUCAAAAUUCAAGUGAAUGUAAUGGAAAAUUUUGAUAAUGAGUUUGGAGUUCCAAUGGUUGAUUGAAAUAUCAAUAAUUGGAUUGUAUGAUUUUUUACUAACAAAAUUGAUAAAAUACUUAAAUGUAGUUCUUAAAAAUAUAAGAGAGUGGGACAGAACGGAAUGGUGCGAAAAAUGAACAUGGAGCAAAAUAAGACCAAAAUUUAGUCCCCACUCUCCAGUCUAUUGUGUACAGACGAAUUAAAAUUAAACUCUCCAAAGUAUAGUUAAAGUAAUAUUAAUACCUAGAAGGAAUGCAAAAUGUAAUUGUAAAGAUAAUCAAACGAUGGUUGAAAAAUGGUUUUUCUAAACGAAAAAAAAAAAUUAUGGAACACGCGUUGUGUCUAACGAGAACGUCCAAUGAAAGAAUGAAGAUGAUAAUCAAUUGAUAUAUGAUAUUUUUGCACUGAGGCAGUAAUUGUACAAAAUUAUAUAGUGUUUACUUAAUUUCGACGGGAUUUACAAUAUACCUAGGCAAAAAAGAAUGGUUAUCCAGUAGAAACAUCGUAAUUUGUAUUUAUAUAGGUGUAAUCCUCAAGCUCAAUGUAUAAUAAUUGCCGGUAGAGAGGAAGACCAAUGUUAAUCAACACUCAAAUUUCAACUAUUUCAUUCCAUAAAUGUACAUUGCACAUCGUGCUCACUCUACUAACGGUUACAUGUCUAAAUAUUAAUAAGCUACGCCUCAUAAUAAUUAUUUUAAAAGAAACUGGGACUUUCAGACGAAUUAUCUAUUAUUCUUAUUGUUUAUUAUUGAACAUUAUGAAUUAUUAAAAAAUACACGAUUGUUAUUUAUUGUUACCAAAUUCAAAUGAAACCAAAGUGAAAGCAUACUGGGGAAAGAUAUUUCAGUUAACAAUAUGAUCAUGAUAACAUUUUCGCGUGAGGUAUUGGCCAGUAAUAUUUUGACAAUUAACAUCUCUUGGAGUAAUAUUUAGACAUGAUACUCCAUCAAUAAUCGAAACAUUGGAAUUGUCAUUCGGUAUUUCUUAACUUAACCAUUUUACAUAACUCAUUCUAUGGAUGAAUGAAUAACAAAUCCAAAAUAUUGACGGAAUCCAAGACUUGAAAAAAUGCGUUCAGUAACAUUGUGCAAUACUCUACCUCCUCUCCUAUUAUGUAAUUUCGUAUUAAGGGUUGAAUAAGAGGUGAAAAAGACAUCUGAGACCUGUGCCAGUAUUACCAUAGUUUUAAGACUGAGACGAGUAAAAUGAUCUCAAUGAUAAUUUUAAGUAAAUAAGGGGUAGAUUUAAUUAACCGAAAUUGAAUUUAAAAUUAGGGUGUAGUAGAGUAUGUAAUGAUAAUGAUUAAUGUAUGACAAUGAUUGUUACAUGACAAAGCUGGGCAUCAACAUCUAAUGGAAAUACAGUAUCAAAUAUUUAAUCACAAUGAAAUAUUGUUUGAAAUACGUAAAUUUGACUAUUUUAGACGAAUAAAUAGUGUUGGAACAGCUCUCUUAA